Lodderomyces jiufengensis is the source of this 3630-nucleotide messenger RNA. It is a transcript of the gene IRE1, whose product is annotated as bifunctional endoribonuclease/protein kinase. Gene Ontology annotation, biological process: mRNA processing; IRE1-mediated unfolded protein response; protein phosphorylation. The coding region runs from base 1 to 3630 and encodes 1209 amino acids. NCBI's taxonomy places the organism in Eukaryota, Fungi, Ascomycota, Pichiomycetes, Serinales, Debaryomycetaceae. The record is from RefSeq and is a predicted model, not a curated record. Gene Ontology annotation, cellular component: IRE1-TRAF2-ASK1 complex. Gene Ontology annotation, molecular function: ATP binding; protein serine/threonine kinase activity; RNA endonuclease activity. The transcript has a single exon.
AUGUAUAUUAUACCAAUAAUAACUUCAUUAAUAUCAAUACUACUAUUCACAUUUACAAUUGCUUCACCACGACUAAAAAAUAAUAAACAAAAUGAAUUAAUACAACCAUAUAAUCAAGGAAAUACGCCUCCUCAAUAUUCAACAACCACAUCAAGCCCACAAUAUAAUCCACAUCAACAACCUCAUCAAGCACAUCAACAAACAAGAGCUAGCUCUCUACUACCUUUAGAAUUUCGUUCAAUAGAUGAUUGUGAUCUACAAGACUUACUAUUAGUUAGUGAUAUUAAUGGAAAUUUACAUGGAGUUGAAAGAAGUACAGGUACUUUAAUUUGGACUUUACCAAUGGAUGAACCAUUAGUUCAAGUAUAUACAAACAAUACUUCAAACCCAAAUACACAACAAUCAAAUAUUUUAUGGUUCGUUGAACCAUAUGAAGAUGGUACAUUAUAUUAUUUUACACCAAAUUUUGGAUUAAAUAAAUUACCAACAAGUAUAAAAAAUUUAGUAAUGGAAUCACCUUUUUCGUUAAGCGGUGAUGAUAAAAUUUAUACAGGUACAAGAAAAACUUCAUUAUAUAAUUUAAAUGUUCAUACAGGAGAGAUUAAAUCAUCUUUUGGUAUUCAAGAAGAAUGUCCUAUCCCCAAAAGUAAAUUACCACCAAAUCAAAGACAUAAACAACAACAACUGAAUGACGAUGACACAAUAAUGAUAGGAAAAACAACUUAUGAAUUAACUAUACACUCCAAAACCAAUAGCAAUGUAAUGUGGAACGUUACAUAUAGUCAAUGGGUUCCAAAUAAUAUAGAUAAUGACUUGAUAAUGCAAAAUCAACAAUCUUUAGAUAAUAUUUAUUUCACACCGUUUCAUGAUAGAUCAUUAUUAGCAAUAAAUAAAAAUAUUGGAACUCCAAUUUGGAUAAGUAAAUUACCAGCUUUGGCGGUGAAUAUAUUUGAUAUUUUUUAUAAUGACAAAUUAAAUAAUAAUGAGUAUAUAUUAUUACCACAUCCUUUAAAAGUUUUAAAUGAUUUACAAACUAAUGAAAUUGCCAAUAAUGAUUUAAUAUUCAUAAAUAAAACAUCAAGCUUGGAUCAAUGGAUUGCUAUGUCAUUCAAAAACUACCCCACAUUAAUCAAAAGUGCACCAAUCUCAAAAUAUCAAAUGAUCUUGAAUAAUUAUUAUUCGGGUAUAAACGACCCAUCAUCAAUUAAUUUUAUAGAAAAUUACCAACUAGCAUCAAAUUCCAAAGAACAAAAUGAACAACUACUUUCCGGUAUACAUAGAGUAUUUGAAUUAUCAAGUGACACAUCGUAUCAACCAAUUUCAAGAUUCUCAUCAGUAAAAGACAUCAAGAGAAUAGGUGAUGGAAGAGAAGGAAAUAAUGAUCAUAAUCUGUUACUGCAACAGCAGCUGGACAAACAACAGAGUUAUAAUAAUGAUAUUCCUAAUAUUAUAGAUGGUAUUAAAUUUCCUGCUAAAGUCUCAACUAUUGGUUCUGAUAUUUUAAUGGUAGACCCUGUAUCAAAAGAUAUCGUAGACAAUUAUAAGCCAUCAAUAAUUAAUGAUGGCAAAUCUGAAAAUUCGGGAACAAAUGCAAUUGUGAAAAGAAUUUUAGAAGAUAUUGGUGUCUUACUUAUAAUUUUAUUAUUAUUUAUCACCUUCGGCAGAAAAAAUAAAUACGUAAAAAAAUUAUUUGGUGAAUAUAAUAUAGGGAACAAAAGUUUAAAAGAAAUUGUUAUUGAAAAUCAUAAAGAUGUUGAUGAAAAAAAUACAGUGGAAAAACCAAAGGAUAUUGAAGACGAUUUGGAGAAGAAUGUAAUCAAUGAAAAAGAACCAAUUAAUGACGUUAAUGAAAGUGAUGACAAACCAAAAGAGCCGCAAUUAGCAAAAAAGAAAGUUAAAAUUGUAGAACCAGAAUUUGAAACGGAACCAGAAUCAGAACAAGAACAAGAAGAACAAGAAGUUGACCAAGAUAAAGAAAACGCCACUAAACCUCCUGAGGAUGAAAUUUCAAAAGAAGAUGAGCCAACCACCAAAAAGAAAAGGAAAAGAGGAUCUCGUGGUGGUAAACGAGGAGGCAAACAUAUCAAUAAAAACAAAACCACAGAAGACAACGAAACAGAAUCUAUUGAAGAAAUUGUGAAGAUUAACGGCAAUGAUGAUGAAGAAAUCAUUACGACCAGAAGUCUUAUCCAAAGUUUACCAUUACCACCGAAAUCUAAAACAAAAUUACAAAUUGAGAAUAAUUUAAUAAUAUCAGAUAAAGUUUUAGGUUAUGGAUCACAUGGUACCGUUGUAUUUGAAGGAACAUUUGAAAAUAGACCAGUAGCAGUUAAAAGAAUGUUAUUAGAUUUUUAUGAUGUUGCAAAUCAUGAAGUUCGGUUAUUGCAAGAAUCAGAUGAUCACCCAAAUGUUAUUAGAUAUUUUUGUUCACAAACUUCUGAAAGUGAAAGAUUUUUGUAUAUUGCAUUAGAACUUUGUUUGUGUACUUUGGAAGAUAUUAUCGAAAAACCUCAAAAAGUUUCAGAUUUAUGUAUACCAAAGAGAAAUGAAAUUUUGUAUCAAUUGGCAAGUGGGUUACAUUAUUUACAUUCUUUGAAAAUUGUUCAUAGAGAUAUUAAACCUCAAAAUAUUUUGGUUGCAAAUAUUAAAAAAAAUGUUCAAACUAUAAAGAAGAAUUUAAUAAGUCAACAACUUCAAGACCAAGAGAAAAAUGAUUCUGAAGAAGUCUUUACAUUUGAAAACAAUGUGAGAUUAUUAAUUUCGGAUUUUGGAUUGUGUAAAAAAUUAGAUAAUGAUCAAUCAUCAUUUCGAGCAACUACUCAACAUGCAGCAUCUGGUACUUCUGGUUGGAGAGCUCCUGAAUUAUUAUUAAAUCAUGAUUUACUAGAAAUUUCACCAGAUUCAAUAUCAUCUGUACAUUCAAAUGGUAAUGGUACUACAAAUUCAUCAAAUACAUCAUUAACUUCAACAGGAAAAAGGUUAACUAAAGCAAUUGAUAUUUUUUCAUUGGGUUGUGUAUAUUAUUAUAUAUUAACUAAUGGGUUACAUCCAUUUGGUGAUAGAUACUUGAGAGAGGGAAACAUCAUUAAGGGAGAGUAUGAUUUAUCACCACUUUUGAAGUUUUGUCCACAUGAUCAGUAUGAAAGUAUAGAUUUAAUUUCUAAAUUAAUUAGUGCCAACCCUGGAAAAAGACCAAACACAAGUCAAAUUUUAAAACAUCCUUUAUUUUGGACAAAUUACAAAAGAUUGGAAUUCUUGUUAAAAGUAAGUGAUAGAUUUGAAAUAGAGAAAAGAGAUCCACCAUCACCAUUGCUAAUCAAAUUAGAAACCCAUUCAUCAAAAGUUUUCGCUGGUGAUUGGCAUUCACAAUUAGAUGAUGAAGAAUUCUUAGACAAUUUAGGUAAAUAUAGAAAAUAUCAAUCAUCAAAGUUAAUGGAUUUGUUACGAGCUAUGAGAAAUAAAUAUCAUCAUUACAAUGAUAUGCCUACAAGUCUACAACAAAAGAUGUCACCAUUACCUUCUGGAUUCUACAAAUUUUUCAAUGAUAAAUUUCCUAAAUUAUUAAUGGAAAUUUAUUAUUGUGUUGAGGAAAAUUUGAAACAUGAGUAUAUUUUUAAUGAAUAUUUUUAG